This is a messenger RNA of Clunio marinus, 219 nucleotides long. The record is from the annotation of a GenBank genome assembly. NCBI's taxonomy places the organism in Eukaryota, Metazoa, Arthropoda, Insecta, Diptera, Chironomidae.
AUGUCAAAAGCAUUAAGAGUAGAAACUUUUGGAAAGAAAGAACGAAUCAAAAAAAGUGUUGAUACAUCAAGAAGCUCAUCUUCAUCAGCAGAAGAAGGUAAAGAAAUUUUUAUAAACGAGAGCUCUGUAAGCCGACAGUGUUCGUUUUCGAUUAAGAAAUGUCAAUGUCCACUCAGUUUAUCAAAACCCACGCAAAGACGCAAAACGCUCAAUCAGUAG